This is a messenger RNA of Spinacia oleracea (spinach), 4746 nucleotides long. RefSeq lists its product as uncharacterized. The coding region runs from base 455 to 4378 and encodes 1307 amino acids. The record is from RefSeq and is a predicted model, not a curated record. NCBI's taxonomy places the organism in Eukaryota, Viridiplantae, Streptophyta, Magnoliopsida, Caryophyllales, Amaranthaceae. The transcript has 12 exons.
AAAAAAGAAAAACAAAGUUUUGGGUUGCCACUCUUUCUCUCCGUUUCUCUUUACCCUUUUUAAUGCCUGAAACUUACUUCCUCUUGGUUUUUUUUCUAAAGGUUUUUCUUUGCACCCACUGCCUGCCUUACUACAGUGACAAAACAAGCCCUGCAAUAUUUCCUGCUGACUCUCCUCGAGUCAACUCGGUCUUCCACCUCUCUCUUCACUCGCUCACUUCCUUCAUUUCUGAAACCCCAAUUUUUCUGCAAUCAAAUCCAAAGAUAGUGAUUGGACUCCAUAUAUGUAGCGUAGGGUGACUACUAGCUACAUUAUUCUUGGGGAAGAUACGAGAACCAGAAAAUCAUUGAAUGGAGGAGUUGGCCAAAAAGCAAAUAUUAACGCUGGAAAUGAUAUGCUUUAUUAGCUUUUGACUUGGUGGGGAUUUAAAACUUUCAAGGAAACAACGAUCAGCAUGUCAUAUCCUGGGUCACAGCAGCAUUUUGGACUCAGUGACUUGCAACUUCUACAGCAGCAGCUUAUGCUUGCACGGUUACAGGAACUUCAGAAACGACAGCAAUUUGGGCAGUUAGGUGAUGGAAAGCCAUCAACCUCUUUAAAUAAUAUGCCCCUAUAUGGUAAACCUGCUUCAGGUGGUCAAAUCCCAAACCUAGGCAGUGGAACACCUUUUAAAGCAUCAAACAUGGUUUCGUCCAGUAAUCUGAACUGGAUGCAUCCCAAUGCCUCUUCAUCUAUGCAAGGAAUAACCCGAGGUUCCACAUAUUCCCAUGGUGAAGGGCUAAUGAUGGAUCCCUCUUUGCAACAGCCUAAUAUAUCUUUCUAUGGAACACCUUUAGCUAGUGGGCGAGGCAAUUCGGGACCGUAUUCAUCGAUGCAAGGAGUACCACAUAGCUCUGUCUAUAUGCUCUCUGUUAAUUCAAAUGAGAAGCCUGUCUCACCAGUGCCAGAAUUUGCUAAUCCGUUCUCGGGUGAUAAUCCUUCUGUUUCUCCGGGUCAAGGUCAUUCUGUGGACAGGUCUUUCUUGCUAAGGCAAGGGUUCCAGGAAAGAGGUUUAGUAGGUCAAGCUUCUGCUCAGACGUUAAAUACUGGAAUGUCUUCACAAAAUUUCCUGCACGGGAAAAUAGAUACCCAUCCAAAAGGAUACAGCAGAACAGGUGGACAUCCAAGUGGCUCUAGAUUCGAGCAAGAACAAACCAAACAAACUAAUGAUUCUCGAGGUACUGCUAUAUUGGAUCCUCUAGAAGAGAAGUUCUUGUUUGAUACAGAGGGCAGCGGCUGGGACACUUCUUUCAGCAAGCUUGCUGCCAUAGAUACUGCAGAAUUUGUGAGUACUUGUCAUAGAGAAAGUAUGAAUUCAUUUUCUUCUAUGCAAAGCGGAAGCUGGAGUGCUCUUAUGCAGUCUGCUGUUGCUGAGGCUUCUAGCAGUGACGCUGGUAUACAGGAAGAGUUGAGUGGUUUAAGUUUUCAGAACACAGACUCAUCCAUCGGAAAACAACCAUCAAAUCUGAGAGCUCCUUCAUCAUCUGUUGGCACCAUGCUAAUAAAUGGAACUGUUCCAGCUGGACACCCAGUAUAUAAUUGGAUUGGUACGAAUGAUAAAAUUUUUGAAGAUCUUUCUCAGGGAAGCAGAAAUUCUGCUCUUUCAACGUCAGGCAUGAUCAGAAAUGAUUAUGAGUUCGUUCAGCAGGCAGUUGACAGUCAUAAUUACAUGCAUGUGUACGAUGAUACUGAUCAGAAAGAUUACAAAAGCAUGGGGCAUGACCACCAGUCAAGUAGUAACCCCAUGGCUGUUGAUGCACUUUAUAAAAGAGCAGCUGAAAUAUAUGGAAAUCAAAACCGCUAUCAAGCAGAAAAUUCAUGUGACAGCUACAAUUCUAAAGUAUCACAAGCAGAUCAUGCAUGCUUGAAUGCGGAAGACUCUGAAUCUUCUGCAAGGAGCAGCCACAAAUCACAAAACCAGGCCCUGUGCGUAUCCUCCCCUGGAGCUAACAGUCAGCAAGAGUGUUUUAGCCACUUAAAGUCCAGCGAUGCAUUUCCUACACAUAAUGAUUCUUUGAUGAAGGGGAAGCCAAAGUUGCCAGCUGAAGCAUUUUCAAAAGGCAGUCCAGCAUCUGACAUGUCUGCUUCUUUUGAGAGUCAAAAUACAUCCGGGCAUAACAAGGCAAGCCAAACCAGGGAUCAUAGAAGUACAAUGCACGUGGGUUUCAAUAUCAGUCAGGCAGAGUCCCAGGUACUGGAUAUACCAAAAAUCUCAGUUUCUCAGGGGGGAGCCAAUCCAGACAAAUUUUCCUUUCAAAGCUCCAUGCCAGGGGAUUCUAGUCUUGGUAGUUUGGGAAAUGGACAAAGAGGUCAAACAUGGUGGACACCCUCAUCUUAUGGGAAUUCUUUUCCUCCGUUGCAAAGAGCUUCUCUAUCACAAGGUUGCAGUGGCAAGAACAUUUUUGCAAAGACUACAAUUGAAACCUCAAACUUAAAAAGUGAGAGUAACUCCCUUGAAGGUUUAUUUUCUGGUCCUCUGCAUGUGAGCAACCGGCCUGAUGGAAAACACAUAUCUAAAGUUUCUGAAACAUCUGUACCAAUUCAAAGGACUUUUCCUGAGAUGACUCAACAAAUAUCUUUGUCUGAUUUUCUCCCUACCCAAGAUGGUUACCCAUUAAAGAAUGUCAGUUCUUUUGGCCAUGAGUAUACUGCCUCAGGAGCCUCUCCAGUCACACAGUCGACAGUUAUACAAGGUAUGUAUCGUCAGGGUGUGAAACCUUUUAAUGUAUGGAGGGAUGUGCCAUGUCAGAAGAACAUGAUAGAUAUGUCAUCGUUGGUUGGUGUAACUUCCAGGAGUUUAGCAAUGGUCAAAGAUAGUCCUCAUGAGCAAAAGGCGUCAAUAACUGAGACUGCUGAUGUUCUUAAAGGUCAUGAAUCUGCAGAGAAGUACCUCAGUAUCUUAACUGAUGCAUCGGCUUAUGCGGAAAGUUCUAUAAACCAGCAGGGCUACCCUAAUAGUGGGCUGGUUCAGAAGAGUUCCUCUGGGAUAACCUUAAGUACUCUUCCCACCUAUAGCCAACCUGAACUAUUACAUAAUAUGGGUAACAUCAAGCAGCAAGAAAAGAUCUGUGAUGCUGAUUUUAAUAAGGUGGACUACAAUUCAUCUUCUCUAUACAACCUAAAUAAGUACAGGAUUACUGAUUUCCCAGGGCAACAACCACUGUAUGAAAUGCAUGAACAGGCCAAAAAUACUGUUGGCAGUCAAUUUGAUUCAUGUUCAUCUCGCCACACUAUCACCCCUUCUUUGUCUUCCGGGGCAAGAAGCAGCAUGAUGGAAAUAUCUUCAGAACCUUCGUCUUUGCAAUAUGUAUAUCCUCAUAAGGUGCCUGUCUUUGCCCAGGGUUACUCAAAUGGUAACAAUAUCAUAUCUGAUAGAGUUAGACAUAUGCAGAAUGAAUAUAUGAAAAAUAGGCAGAUUCUAUCUCUGUAUGAUUCUGCAACCCUUUAUUCCAUUAAGGCACCUGAGAGUUUGCAAUUAAAUGGAACUAUCACACAUGUUAAUGGAAUUCCAGCUGGCAGAAAAUGUAGUAUUGUGCCAGGUCUGGUUAAUCAGAUGGUCACAUGUGAACAACCACUACCAUCAUCUGUGGUUCCUGCAGAUGCUAACGUAAGCCUGGAUCUUAGUAAAAUAAAGAAGCGUAAGACUACCAUGUAUGACUGCCUUCCCUGGCACAAGGAGGUGAUGAAAACUCUACAGGUGCUUCCAGAUAUCAGUACUUCAGAGCAAGAGUGGGCAGAGGUUACGAAUCGGCUGAUAGAGAAGUGUAUAGAUGAAGGUGAGAGAAAUGAAUGGGAAAUGCGACCAUCUAUACGUGCCAAGAGAAGACUCAUUUCGACUACAAAGCUCAUGCAGCUGGUUUUUCGACCCCCGUCACCAACUGUCCUUUCUGUAAAUGCUAGUGUGGAAUAUGAGAUUGUGACAUACUCUAUUACCAAGUUAGCAUUAGCUGAUGCAUGCAGUUUGGCCAAUAAAACAAGGACUGAUUAUAACAUUCCUCAUGAAUUCGGUAACAUGAACAAAAAUGGCAGGAUUGCUGAUUGCCUUUCUGAUAAAGCUACGGAACUUUUUAAGAGAACCGAAGAGUUGGAAACCCAUAUAGACAGAUUGAGCAAGGGUAUUUCAGUUGCAGAUGUCCUGGUAGAGUGCCAGGAGCUAGAGAAGUUUUGUGUCACUAACCAUUUUGCGAGAUACCAUAGCCGUGUACCAGACCCAGGGGCAAGUGAUUCAGCAUCUUCGUUAACUGGUGUGGCAUCUGUAAGACCAUUCCUUCAGAGAUAUGUUAGUGCAGUUCCCUUACCCCCGAAAUUACCAGAAGGGGUACAAUGUCUUUCACUUUGAUCCAAGUUUUAGCCUCUUCAUUCGCCCUCAGUACAUAAUUUUUAUUCUGCAUGCCUUCUCAUAAACAUGGUUCACUUUGCAUGGUCCUUCUUGCACUUAUAAAACAAGCUAGGAGAUCAACUCAAGAAAAGCUUGGACCCAUGGUUCAGUUCCUAGAACCAAGGAAUCUGCUCCCCUUUUGUUGGCCGGUCGUCAAAUUUUGGCAGUAUAUAUGUCUUAUGUAUAUCUUUUUUAUUUGUAGAAAUUAGGAAGAAUUCAGAAGUAAUCUGAUCUUGUACGGAUGUUAUAAACUUAGACCGUUUAGAUCUUCCAACGGUGACUCCACUCAAACAAUGUAAAAUUAUUUAAUGUCAUCAGUACUUCCAUAA